UUGAUCCACACAAUUGGCAUCAAAGAAAACGAGCAUCUCAGCUGAUUUUUGUGCCGAACCAUCGAGAUUACAAGAUUUUCACUAACGUCGUCCACGUUAAAAUCCCCGAGCCUCUGCAACUCGCCAAGCGAAGCCCACCAACGCAGGAAGUAUUCGAGCACGGUGUUUCUACUUUCUUACCCAUAUGGCUAUUGAGGCAUGGUUCAUGGACGAAAACAUUGAGGACCAGAGGCUUCCUCAUCAUCGCAACCCUAAAGAGUUCGUUUCACUCCAGCACCUGGGAGUACUAUACUGGCAUAUGAACCCAAAGGCGUACGAGAAGGACGAGGAAUUGAAGAAAAUUAGAGAAGCCAGGGGCUACAAUUACUCUGAUAUGUUGGAUUUGUGCCCUGAGAAAGUGGAGAAGUACGAGGAGAAGCUGAGGAACUUCUACACAGAGCACAUCCAUGGCGACGAAGAGAUUCGAUACUGCUUGGAAGGGAGUGGGUAUUUCGAUGUCCGGGAUAAGGACGAUCGCUGGAUUCGCAUCUGGAUCAAGGCCGGCGAUCUCAUCGUCUUACCUGCCGGAAUUUACCACCGGUUCACCCUCGACACCACUAACUACGUCAAGUUGAUGAGGUUGUUUGUGGGUGAGCCAGUGUGGACGGCCUACAAUCGUCCGCAGGAGGAUCAUCCGGCGAGGAAGGGGUACAUCGAGAGUGUUCUGACUCAGAAGAUCGGAGUCCCACUCCAAGCUCAUUGAACUUGAGCUCUAUUUUAAUAUCGAGCAAUAGGAACAUAAUUUUUAAACACAGACACAAUUCCAUCCGGAGCCGUUCAAUACAUGUGGACCCAUAUGUAUCGAACGAUUGUAGAUACAAUUGUGUCCGGGAGGAGUGUUCCUAGACUUUUUGUUUUCAUAUUUCACGUGUGUCCUUAAUUUCUGUAUUGUAUGAGUGGUUUACAUUAAAAGCAUCCAAUAAAACAUAAAAUUGAGAGUCGCGUAAAAAGUGACA
Rhododendron vialii is the source of this 995-nucleotide messenger RNA. RefSeq names its product acireductone dioxygenase 1-like. The record is from RefSeq and is a predicted model, not a curated record. The transcript has 5 exons. Lineage: Eukaryota; Viridiplantae; Streptophyta; Magnoliopsida; Ericales; Ericaceae. Bases 185 to 742 code for a protein of 185 amino acids. Gene Ontology annotation, molecular function: acireductone dioxygenase [iron(II)-requiring] activity.